AGACCCUAAUUUAAUUGGUGUCCACGCAUGUAAUCAUCGAAAAGCUUUUCAAAACCCCCUUUGUCAUCUUCAAAAACUUCCAGACACCUACCUCGCUUGAUUUCUUGUUGAUUCGAGUUAGCGAUGUUGCAUUUCAAAGACCCUUCAAAGCUCCGAACCAAAAAGAUUGUGUUUGAAGCUGUAUAUCCUGCACAGGAUUCAGGCACUCUUGAACAGCUGAAAGAGUUAAGCUCCAAGCGUGUGAAUGUUGAGUCUAUCAAUGAAAACAACUCCAUCACGGAUGCCAUCGCAAGGGAAAUGUCUGGGGGAUUGACUUCUCAGUGUGAACAGGAUAUCCAAAAACUAGAACUAUAUUUGCCAUUACUGGAGAACUUGGUUCAGCAUGUUGACUUAAUUGGUGAUGAUCCACUAGUGAUUCGUUGGACUUCAGAUCUCAAGAUAAGAUGGACCAGUGUCCUUAGUUCUUCAUUUUUCUUCAACCUCAUGGGUCCAAGGUUCUUUCAGAUUGAUAAUCUGCGGUUUGAGCUUGGAAUUGUCUUGUUUUUAUAUGGUGCAAUGCUUCGAGAGUGGGCUUCCCAACUUCUAGUGACAGAUUUAGUACAAUCUGCGACCCUAUUCAGGAAAGCAGCAGGAGUUUACAGUUAUUUGGCUCAUGAGGUUCUUCCCUCUUUAGAAGGUGCACUUACACCAGAAGGACCACCGGAAGCAACUUCAUCUGUUUCUUCAGUUAUGAGCUUCAUUUGCUUGGCUGAGGCUCAGAUAGUAACUAUAAUGAAGGCAGAAGAAAAACGUUCUGCUGAUGGGCUUUUGGCAAAGCUGCAUUAUGGUGUUGUACAGUUAUUUGAUGAGGCCACCGACUUUUUCUCGACAGCAGCCAGAGAAUGCAAAGAUAUCUCACCAAGCUUGAUGGAUUACAUUUCAUUUUCUAAAGGCGUACAUGAGUUAAGAAGUUAUAAGUAUAUGGCACAAGCUCUAAAAACCGAUGGACAAAUUGGAACUGCAAUUGGACUCCUUCAACACGCGUUAAACAAUGUGCAGAAGAAUGUGGGAGGGAUGGAGUCUUGGCGAACGGUUAUGAAGCAAGAUAUUGACACUGUGAUCGAGUUGCUAAGAAAGUAUAAGCAUGAGAAUGAGUUCGUAUGGCAUGAAAAAGUUCCGUUUGAUGACCAUUUGCCGUUGCUACAAGGGAAAAAGAUUGCCACUUGCAUACCUUAUCGUCCUGAAAGAUGGGAACGAACGCUUGCACUCAAGAUCUAGAAAGGUAAUUCUUGAUGGCCUAUCAGUGUGCAGCAUCGGCUGUUCUAUUGUGUUCGUUACUCAGUUUGUUGCUGGGAUUGUGAGGUAUGCAGUUAUGGUGGCGAUGGAGAGGUGAUGGGUGGCGGGGUUACAUAAUUGUAUGCUAGUAGUUGGUAGAUAUGGUGGUGGUUCAUGGUGGAUGAGAACUGUACAUACCAUCAAGUUGUACGAACACUCUGGGUGGCCAAAAAUUUCGAAGGUCGUGUAU
Molecule: messenger RNA, 1504 nt
Organism: Cynara cardunculus var. scolymus (artichoke)
Lineage: Eukaryota; Viridiplantae; Streptophyta; Magnoliopsida; Asterales; Asteraceae
Product: programmed cell death 6-interacting protein
Exons: 6
Coding region: 124-1257 (377 amino acids)
Source: RefSeq, a predicted model, not a curated record